AUGAAGGAGAUACUACAAACUGCUCCAGAGCUCAGGAAUGGUGUGCUAGAUGAGUUGUCUUGGGCUGCUGACAGAUCGGGUAUCUUUACUGUAUCGUCUGUCUACAAGUGGAGUGAAUUACCAUCUAAUCUGCCUACAAAAGUGGUGGAUCUCAUCUGGAAGAAUGCUGCACCUCCGAAAGUGCAAUUUUUUGCUUGGCUAGCAUGGAAAGGGAGGAUCAAGACUUCUACCUUUUUGCAAAGCAUUGGGAUCCUUAGUGCCAACUCGGAUCUUAACUGUGUUUUCUGCAUGAAGGAAAGGGAAACUGCGUCCCAUGUGCUGCUGUGCUGUAUGUUCAGUUGGAGAGUUUGGUCUAAUAUUCUUGGAUGGUGGGGUGUAUCUUGGGUGCAGCCGGGGUCAGUAGUGGGUCUUCUUCAAUGGUGGACUGGGGUUACAUGCACUAAAAGAUUGAAGGCAUUUUGGAAGUCAAUCCCAUUGGCAGUGCUUUGGUCUUUAUGGAAGCAGAGGAAUGAUAUUAUUUUUAACAAGGCACAGUUGCACUUCGAAAAGCUGUGUGAUCUUAUCAAAACACGGAUUGCAUUGUGGUUCAGAGCUUCUAGUCCUUCAUUGAGUUAUUCAGUUGGUGAUUUGAAGGGGUUCUGUUCAAGCUUGCUCAUACUGUGUGCUGUCACAUAUAAAUCUGUUUUGAUUUGGUGCUUGGAUUGGUUGAAGGCCUGCUGUAGCUUAAAGGAAUAUGUUUGGGCUGCUGUAGGAUUGAACAGAACCUGGAAGCUUUAUGGGCUGAAUUUCUAUGGUGAAUUCCUCAUCUGCUUUUGUUUUUGCUUUGCUGCUGGUUGGAAAUCAUCUGAAAGCUCUGGUUUUGCUCUGCUCCUGCUCCUGGAAAUUGGUAACAUCUGA
This is a messenger RNA of Camellia sinensis, 897 nucleotides long. NCBI's taxonomy places the organism in Eukaryota, Viridiplantae, Streptophyta, Magnoliopsida, Ericales, Theaceae. The record is from RefSeq and is a predicted model, not a curated record.